This is a messenger RNA of Fusarium venenatum, 1227 nucleotides long. The record is from RefSeq and is a predicted model, not a curated record. NCBI's taxonomy places the organism in Eukaryota, Fungi, Ascomycota, Sordariomycetes, Hypocreales, Nectriaceae.
AUGGCCGAAUACCAGCUGCCAAAAAUUCGCCCUCUGGGCAAACUUGAAGAAAUCACGGCUGCUGCGCAUCACAUAGAAUUCUUCACCAAUUGCGCUUUUUCGGCUCACUACAGAGCCUCAAAACCCUUGCCCAAUUUUGGUCUUGAGCCUCUAGUCCUCGCGGCUCUAUCACAAGUCCUCCAUCAGCAUCCCAUCCUCUUUGCUGUCCCUGUUGUUCCAGAUACUGAGCAGUCUCACUGGGGUCGCCUUGCGUCAAUCGACUUGAGGCAGGUUUCUGAUAACGAGCUUGAUUCGCUACUUGAGAAUCAACACAACACCAGUUUCAAGACUGGAUAUGGCACACUGCCGGUGUGGCGGCUGAUCAUUCUUCAAGACUAUCGCUCAAAGGAUGGGUUUGUGGCCUCUUUCGUGUAUCACCACUCUAUGUGUGAUGGAGUAAGCUCUCAGAUCUUCCAAGAUGCAUUCCAAAGCGCUCUCUGUAAUAUCUCAUCGAGCUCGGUAGAGAUUCAGGCAGUUGAAGUCGUUUUUUCAGACGACAGUGCCAUCUCUUCGCCUCUGGAAGAUCUCCAUUCCCUCCCUCUCCCAGAGAACCCACUGGUGCCUGAUGCUGCCAAUUUGAAUGAGUGGAGAGGUAGUACAGUCAGUGUUCCUUGCAAGACGAGAUACAAAUCACUCUCGCUGGCACCAGAAGUCUUACGAUCCUUUGCACAAAAGUGUAAAAAGAACAAGACAACUGUCACAGCAGCGCUUCCGGCUCUUGUAGCCAAAGCACUGUAUGACAGUCUUCCAUCUACAACAGAGGCUUUGACAUGCAACCUACCAGUCAGUCUGCGUUCUGAUCUACCGCCGAAGCAGGUCGACAAUGUUCUGGGUAAUUUCAUUGAUGCUUUCAAGGUGCAACUACUUCGGUCGGACUUAGACCAGAGCUCAGAUGGCACUACUGCCAUUUGGAAACAUGCAAAGAAAGUUCAACAAGCUACCCGGCGGUACUUCACCAAUACUUCGCCUUCUGGAGAGCCAUAUGCUAAUGUGGCUGUCUUCAAACUCAUUCCAGAUAUCAAAGCAUUUCUGGCUAGCAAUGUUGGCAAUCCGAGAGGCGAGUCUUUCGAGAUUUCUAAUCUUGGUCAUUUCCUAGAGCUUGAAAAUCUCAAAGGCGAUGGUAAUCCGUUUUGGCGUCGGGGCAAGUUACUACUAAGUCGGUAUGGCUUCCGGGUAGCAGAUAUUUAA